Messenger RNA from Adineta ricciae, 540 nucleotides. The record is from the annotation of a GenBank genome assembly. NCBI's taxonomy places the organism in Eukaryota, Metazoa, Rotifera, Eurotatoria, Adinetida, Adinetidae.
AUGUCCAAAUUAUGCAUUGUUAUUCUCGGAUUCUUUACGACAUCCUGCAUCCUCAAUGCAAUUCUUGCAGGAGCUUUACCUACGAGAGACAAAGUGCAAAGUUUAGCUACACUAUGUGGGAUUUUGAAUUACGGAGAAUUCACCCACGAUGUAUCAACUCAUCGACUGAACGAUCCAAAUAAUCCGAUCAAAACCUAUCAAACAGGACACAACGGUCGAAUCGAAUAUGUUCGUGCAGAAAUCACACCAGCAUCAAUUGGAAAAGGUUCAGCACCAAGUGAUCGUGCUCGAAAAUAUGCUCGAUCGAUGGGUAAAUCGAACGAUGAUGCUGGUCAUAUUAUUGCAAAUAUACUAGGUGGCACAGGAAAGGAAUUUCGGAUUGAAAAUAACAUUCGUCAAACAGUCGUCGGAUCAGGACAAACUGUUGAAGUUGUUGUUCAAUUGUAUUAUGCGACACCAACUGACACAAGACCUACUCAUUUUAUGUAUCGAGCUAACAAUGGUAAUUCGUGUCAUACGGCUGAUGUUCAUAAUCCAUAG